AUGUCGGACGCGAAUCGCGCGAGCUCGAACGACGACGUGAGCGCGAGCGCGAGCGCGUCGGGGGGUCGAGGGAAUGAUUCGAACGAAACAAAAAAUGCUUCGUACUCCUUCAUUCGCGCGACGACGACGCGGUUGGCGUCUUCGUCGGCGUUUAUCGUGUUCGUGACGUGCGUGCUUUCGGUCUUGAUCGAUCGGAUGACGCCGGUGCGCUCGAGCGCGGUGAGCGAUCACAGAGAGGCGUUCGCGGAGCGCAGAGCGCGGGUGCACGCGCGGACGCUGGAAUCCGGCGGCGCGCGGGCGACCGGGACGCCGUCUGAGUGGUCGGCGUUCGCGUACGUCGACACGACGUUGACGGAUGCAUUACGGCCGGUGAGUUUGUCGAACGCGACGACGGUGGAGCGGGCACGGCGGACACACGACGGAUUUGCUGGGGGGUCGUGGCGGACGACGUACGGCGGCAUCGCGAGCCUCGGCGCAAGGAUCAGGAGCGCUCGGGCGCAGAGAGAGGGUUGGGAGGAGCACGCGGUUGUCUUGAGCGUGCAUAUAGACACGGUGCACGCAAGUGUGGGCGGGAGCGAUAAUGGUGCCAACGUUGCGACGGCGUUGGAGACGACGCGCGCGUUGGCGCAGCGCCUCGCUCGAGUCGGCGGAGACGCGAUGUGCGAUGUCGAGGCUCGUCGGUGCGCGGCGGUGAUCGUGAUGUUUAGCACCGCCGAAGAGGAGGGUUUAGCAGGGGCGCAUGGACUCGUUCGGACGCACGAGUGGUUUAGCGACGCAAAAGUGCGGGUGCAGCUUGUUUUGAAUUUAGAGUCCAUGGGCGCCGGCGGGCCGCAUCGCCUUUUUCAGGCGCGGGCGGACAGCGACAUCGCAAGACGAGCGCUCAGGGCCUGGGCGCGCCAUGCGCCGCGAGCGAUUGGGACAGUACUUUCAGAAGACAUAUUCAACAGCGGGGUCAUCAACAGUGGGACAGAUUUCGCAAUUUUUCGACGAUACGGCGACGUGCCGGCAAUCCUCGAUUUCGCCUUCGUUGAGCGCACAUCAGUAUAUCACACGCCGAGAGACCGAGUCAAGUACAUGCGACCGGGGUCAUUGCAACACUCGGGUGAAAAUAUACUCGAGUUCAUGGCGUACAUCGUCGCACACGGCGGUUUUGAGAGCGAGACAAACGACGAGCGAGCGGCGCGGCCGAUGUCUUGGUACACCAUUCCGGGCUACGGCAUGGUCACCCACGACUCACCAAGAGUGGAUUCACACGUUGUUUUCCUCGCCGUACCUCUCUUGACGCUCGCGACAAUCAUCUAUCGAACGCACGUGGGAGAGUUUUUCACGUCCAGAACGCUCUCGGCGGAGGAGACGGUGGCGCACAUGGAGAACACAUUCCGCGCAUUGGUCACCACUCCUCUCGUGUUACUCGGGAGCGCGCUCGCGUGGAUUACCGCCGUCUUCGUCGCCGCCGCCGCGCCAGUGAUAUGCGCGUACACAUCUGCUGAGCCGAACCUUUACAUUUCUCGCCCGCUAGGCCUUAUCGCCCUUUCCGGCUCCGCCUCGUUCAUCGCCUUUAUCGUCACACAGAAAUUCACCGCAAAGCUCACAUUUGCGCUGGUACCACUUUCUGAGAAGAUGAAACUCAGUGAUCAGGCGUGGCGGAUCACCGAGUGGUCCUUACUCAUCGGACAAGUCGUGGUAUGGGGCCUCGCCGCGUCGCAGACUACGCGCGCGGGCAUCGGCUCUUCAUACGCGCCGCUUCUCUGGCUCGUGUUUCCAACAUCCAUUGCUAUUGCUCCCGCGUUGUUAACGUGGUUCGGCGCCCGUUCGCGAGAUUAUGAUAUGCCUUCGCCACCUUCAGGGACGAAGAUCGCUCUUUCCAUCGCCGCGCCGCUGUGGAUCACGUCCCCGAGCGCUCUGUUGUUGCUUCGCGUGCUCCAGGGCGUCGGCUCGCGAGUGCCGGUGGAUGACGAAGCAAUAUAUCUCUACGACGGUAUCGCCGGCGCUGUUAUCGGAGGCUUUACCGCCAUGACGACCAGUCUAUUCGCACCGAGUUUGGUGACAUCGAAGGAUGAUCCUCAUCAGUGGCUUCGCGCGGUAAAAUUCGCCGGCGGAGUGCUCGCGUGCGCACUCGUGUACACGCUCUCUUUCAUGCGCGGCGCUGGCGCGCAGUGGACCACGCUUGCGCCGCAACCGUUGGUCCUGACGCACAUCGUGAGAGCGUCAUCACAAAGCGCACACAUUGUCAUCGCUCGCGCUGGUGCGUCCACGCUGCGAGGCGUCGAGUCGGUGCUCAGGGAAAAUCCAACUGUCCUCGAUUCGCUCUCGAUGGAGUGUUCGGCCAACGCAACGUUUGAUAUCUCCACGGCUAUCGCUCGCGGCGCUUGCGUCGUCUCCGGAAACAAUUUGUACGAUGAAAUGGUGGUAACGGGCUCGAUACCACCCUCUUUCGGCGAGGUUCGAAGCGUCGGUCGUUCACGACGCGUUGAGAUAUCCGUUGGCGACGGUCGUAGAUGGUCCGUCUCCGCAGACAAACGCUGCGUCGAGCGCGUCGCCGUCUUAUCCGUCGAGAUUGACGCACCGACAGAUGAGGAUUGGGUAGUCAUCGACCCGUACGAGCGCGGACGUGCGACGCGAGUGAUUUUGAACGGCGUCGGGGGCGAUUCUUCCGCCCGAACAAAAUUCACGCUCUGGUAUCAACCGCGCGCGUCAACAAAUUCUUCGUGUUCAGAAGCCGUGCGAUUGCGCGCGGAUUACACGGCUCGCACCCCGUCGAUCGCCAAGAUCGACGUCGCCUUACCCAAGUGGGCCGUGCCUUUCGGCAAGCACCUCAGCCCUCAGUGGCUCGCCCUUUACGAGACGCUCGAUGUCUCCUAA
Ostreococcus tauri is the source of this 2862-nucleotide messenger RNA. Its product is annotated as Peptidase M28. The transcript has a single exon. Gene Ontology annotation, biological process: proteolysis. Gene Ontology annotation, molecular function: metalloexopeptidase activity. Bases 1 to 2862 code for a protein of 953 amino acids. The record is from RefSeq and is a predicted model, not a curated record. NCBI's taxonomy places the organism in Eukaryota, Viridiplantae, Chlorophyta, Mamiellophyceae, Mamiellales, Bathycoccaceae.